Molecule: messenger RNA, 3081 nt
Organism: Talaromyces rugulosus
Lineage: Eukaryota; Fungi; Ascomycota; Eurotiomycetes; Eurotiales; Trichocomaceae
Exons: 5
Coding region: 1-3081 (1026 amino acids)
Biological process (GO): poly(A)+ mRNA export from nucleus; protein import into nucleus
Cellular component (GO): nuclear pore
Molecular function (GO): structural constituent of nuclear pore
Source: RefSeq, a predicted model, not a curated record
AUGGCGAACGCGUUUGGAAGCUCGUUGUUUGGAGCAAGUGCCACUGGCCCAUCAACGGCGCCACAGCAGCAGCAACAACAACCGACAAGCAUAUUCUCGUCUGCGAAUCCUGCUCCGUCCUCCGGCUUUUCUCUACUAGGCCGUCAGACUCAACAGCAAGCUCCGCAGGCUGGUGCAAGCCAGGCGCAACAGCAACCCUCGGCGCAGCUUGCGCAGUCUUCCCAGAACACCCAACCUGCUUAUUUCAACAGCCUACUCGAGAGGGGAAAGAAACGAUCCUUUGCUUCUUCUGCUACGCCGGAUACCGGGUUUGCAGAGCUGCCCAGCCUUCAAUUAGGGCUUGAUGAUAUUCGCAGGAAAGCUAGGGAGCUUGGGACACCCGACGCCAAAAAAUCCCAACAUGGACCCCGGGAUCAAAAAGCACAUUACCUACUUGCAGCUUCAGGAAUAUCGCCCGGCCACGCUCUACGUGACUUGAGAGCCCUCGACUCGCAAACCGCUACUUCUGCAUCCCUCAAACAAAUGGAUAGCUUCGAUCCCGAUAAUGAAAAAUUCAUGAGAGGUAUUCAACAACGUGGGCGCCAGGCUAUGGUCGCCGAGAGCCUAGCCCGUGUUCACCACGAUUUCGACGCAUUUCUGGAGGAGAAAGUUAAUAUGAACUGGGACGACCAGCGCCAUAGGAUUUUUCAGCACUUUGGCCUGUCAUCUAAGGAUGGCGACUUUGACAACCGGGGCUCAUUCGGCCGUACUACGCAAGUAAGGCCCUCGGGACCGUCGGGUACACGGAGUGUUUUCGGACGUUCUGCUCUGGAGAAAUCAGUCAUUGGGCUGCCCGGAAAUCCAAUUGCGAGUUCGCAACUGUUUGCGGACCCCAAUGAAAGAGGCGACACAGUGUCACAGAGCCCAGACAACCGCUUUCUACGGGAAAAGAUGGGCAUUUUCGGUGAAAAGGUGCGGCGUUUGAACGAGGCCAGAAUGGAGGAUAGGCCUUAUUCGAUCCUUCACGAAUUCGGAGAAGUUGAAGACCAUGCUGGUGGCGAUGUACCCCGUCAAUUGACAGAAGCUUAUCAUGCAUUAAUAUCAAUUACUGGAGAAGCGCGCAAUGUAUCUAGUUUCGCUGAUGCGGGGGCCUUGAAGGAGAGGCGCUUUGCCAACGAUUAUCUGAACGAGACCUCCACUUCCAAGGACGCCAUAACCUUGAGAAAGAAGGUCAUUGAAGGGUCAAGAGGUUUCCUGGAACGAGCAUUCUACUCUGAAGUUGAGGCCGCAAUAGCCAAGAAUCCACGGGAAGCGCAAAUUGGCGGAAUUCCGUCGACCAUCAACAGAAUCCGGGCUUAUAUUCGCCUUCGUGCCACCCGAAAAGAUCUUGCCCCGGACGGAACGGAGUUGCAGAUUGUUGGUGACGACUAUUGUUGGAUAUUGAUCUUUUUCCUUCUUCGCAGUGGAUUUGUGACCGAAGCUGCCGAAUAUGUCAGUUCUGAUCCGGGUUUCAGAUCGCUCGACCACAAAUUCGUGACCUACAUGACGACCUAUGCUCAGAAUAGGAGAUUACCCCGAGACCUGCAACAAAAGAUCAACGGAGAGUAUCAACAACGCUUGCGCAAUGCCCCAGAGAACACAGUCGACCCAUACCGUAUGGCAUGUUACAAGAUAAUCGGCCGCUGUGACCUCAGUCGCAGAAGACUAGACGGCGUUGGCCAGGGUGUGGAGGAUUGGAUGUGGUUGCAAUUCACCCUUGCCAGAGAAGAUGAUCGUGUUGAAGAAAUUGCUGGAGACUUCUUCGGCCUUGAAGAUAUCCAAACCGAUAUUUCCGAGAUUGGCCAACGAGUCUUUGCCAAGGGAUCGGAUAGUCCCGGUGGCUAUGGAACUUUUUUCCUCUUGCAGAUUUUGGGUGGGAUGUUUGAGAAUGCAAUUUCAUACCUUGGAUCUCAUGCUCCAGUUAGCGCCGUGCAUUUCGCCAUUGCCCUGGAUUAUUACGGGCUUCUGCGCGUUUCCGACUUUUACACCGCGGGCGAAGAGAUUCUGUCUUUUACUACUCAACAAUUCCCUCAAAUAAAUUUCGCAUACCUGAUCACACAAUACACUCGCGAAUUCCGCACAGGAAACGUCGAUGCCGCUAUUGAUUAUUUUGCACUCAUUUGUCUAAACGCAGACCUCCCUGGAUCCCUUGGUAAUUCACAAGCCUCUGUAUGCCACGAGGCACUGCGAGAAUUCAUUCUCGAGACCAGAGACUUUGCGAAACUACUUGGUGACAUUCGCGCCGAUGGCGUGAGAAUCAAGGGAGCCAUUGAACGGCGCCUGAAACUCAUCAAGCUCAUCGACCAAGAGGAAUUCCUCAGGACCAUCACAAUCCAGGCUGCAGCAGUGGCGGACGACAAAGGAUUGGUGGCCGAUGCAGUGCUUUUAUACCAUCUUGCCGAGGACUACGACCACGUCAUUGACAUCAUCAACCGUGCUUUGUCAGAAACCGUUGCGCUGGACUUGGGCCAGUCCGUAUCCGACUUUCAACCUUUGAAGCCCAGAGAAGUCCAUGGAGGAGACGCGGCUGCUUCAGCAGCACCUGGUAGUAGUCUCAGUCUCACCACUGUCGACAAUCCAGUGAUUCUAGCGAAGAACAUGAUCAGUCUGUACAACAGCAAUGCACUUUACUACCAGAAAAUCCGCCAAGUCAACCGUGAUGGAUGUGGAAUUCUGUUACAGAUGAUGGAAGCCAAGGUCCUCGUCGAAGCCGGGAGCUGGGCACCAGCAUUAGACGCAAUCCACGCCCUCCAAAUCCUACCCUUACGUGCCAAGGGUUCCGUGCCAUAUAUCCGCAACGCCACGCAAGCCUUUGCCGGUUUGCCUGGCGUUAUCGCGCGUAAUAUUGGCCAUUUGAUCAUCUGGAGCAUAACCUGCAUCGGCCGCGAGCGCGAGCGCCUCAACUCGGGCGCGUACGAGAACGCGAUUCGUCAGACUUUGGCAGAGGAUUUGCUGGUUAUGGCUAAGGAUCUUAUGCUGUUUUCGGGUAUGAUUAGGUAUAAGCUGCAGCCGCGGGUGUAUGAGACUCUGGCUCGUGCGGGGGCUGAGAUUGGAGCGUUUUGA